AUGAGGCUGGUUCUCCCAAACCCUGGUCUUGAUGACCGAAUCCCGUCUCAUGCGGACCUGGAGAGGAUGGAGAAGGAGGAGGCAGGGGACAGGCCCAAAUGGGACAACAAAGCCCAGUACCUGCUCACCUGUGUGGGCUUCUGCGUGGGACUUGGCAACGUCUGGAGGUUCCCUUACCUGUGUCAGAGCCACGGAGGAGGUGCUUUUAUGAUCCCUUUUCUUAUCCUGGUGGUCCUGGAGGGGAUCCCGCUGCUGUACCUGGAGUUCGCCAUCGGCCAACGCCUCAGAAAGGGAAGUGUAGGGGUUUGGUCUGCAAUCAGCCCCUAUUUGGCUGGAGUUGGUGUUGCGUCCAUGACUGUCUCCUUCUUAGUGGGCAUGUACUACAACACCAUCAUCGCCUGGGUGAUGUGGUAUUUCUUCAACUCUUUCCAGAGCCCCCUGCCAUGGAGCCAGUGUCCUCUCAAUGACAAUCUCACAGAUCUAGUGUCUGAGUGCAAACGCAGCUCUCCAGUGGACUACUUCUGGUACAGAGAGACGUUGAACACCUCGGUGACUAUAGAGGACGCCGGGGGUGUGCAGUGGUGGAUGGUGCUGUGUUUGGCGACUGCUUGGAGUGUGCUCUAUAUCUGCUGCAUCAGAGGGAUUGAGACCACAGGCAAGGCUGUAUACGUCACCUCCACUCUGCCAUACGUGGUCCUCACCAUCUUCCUCAUCAGAGGACUGACCCUGAAAGGAUCGGUAGAUGGAAUCAAGUUCCUCUUCACGCCAGAUCUAGAUGAGUUGGUGAACCCGGCAACGUGGUUGGAUGCAGGAGCCCAAGUGUUUUACUCCUUCUCUCUGGCUUUUGGAGGUCUCAUCUCAUUCUCCAGCUACAACUCUAUUCACAACAAUUGUGAGCAAGAUGCUGUUAUCAUCUCUCUUAUUAAUGGAUGUACUUCUAUAUAUGCCGCCACUGUCAUCUACUCCAUCAUCGGCUUCCGGGCAACGGAGCAGUUUGAUGCCUGCCUUCAUGAAAACAUCCUGUUGCUGCUAAAUGCGUUUGAUCUCUCUGAGGGGACGUUCACAGAGGGCAACUACGAUGAAGUUCUGCAGAAUCUCAACAGCACGAUCUCGGGGUCAGAGGUCAUUCAGGGGCUGGACCUCAGCACCUGCAACCUCAGGACCUUUCUUAGUGAAGGAGUGGAGGGAACCGGUCUUGCCUUCAUUGUGUUCACAGAGGCCAUCACAAAGAUGCCUGUUUCUCCUCUUUGGUCCGUUCUCUUUUUCAUCAUGCUCUUCUGUCUCGGGCUCUCCACCAUGUUUGGAAGUAUAGAGGGAGUCGUGGUCCCCCUGCAGGACCUACAAAUAUUUCCUAAGAAUUGUCCUAAAGAGGUGCUCACAGGAGUCGUAUGCCUUGUGUCCUUCUCGAUUGCGCUCAUCUUUGCUCUGCCGUCUGGAAAUUACUGGUUAGCCCUCUUCGACAGCUUUGCAGGCUCCAUCCCGCUGCUCAUUAUCGCCUUCUGUGAGAUGACUGCCGUGGCCUACCUGUAUGGAAUGGACAGGUUUAACAAAGACAUUGAGUUCAUGAUUGGACACAAACCCAACAUCUUCUGGCAGGCGGCGUGGAGAGUGGUCAGCCCUUUGAUCGUUUUGGUCAUCUUUGUGUUUUACUUUGUCACCAAAGUCAACUCUGAACUCACAUACCUCACCUGGAAUCCAAACUCGGAAAACUUCCCCGUAUUGGAGGUGAUACCCUAUCCUAGCUGGGUCUACAUUAUCAUCUUCCUUUUGGCUGGACUUCCAGGUCUUUUUAUCCCAGGAUUUGCUUUAUUCAAAUUAUUCCAAAGAUGCUGCUGCAAGAAAAACAUAAAUAUCCUUGAGCUCAACACUGUAUCAGCCAAAGUCAACAUGUAUGACAAUCAAUAA
This is a messenger RNA of Gymnodraco acuticeps, 1905 nucleotides long. Its product is annotated as sodium-dependent neutral amino acid transporter B(0)AT1-like. Gene Ontology annotation, biological process: sodium ion transmembrane transport. Gene Ontology annotation, cellular component: membrane. The transcript has 12 exons. Bases 1 to 1905 code for a protein of 634 amino acids. The record is from RefSeq and is a predicted model, not a curated record. Lineage: Eukaryota; Metazoa; Chordata; Actinopteri; Perciformes; Bathydraconidae.